CUUGCUCAAAUUCGCUGUCUCAAAUUCAGCGUCUAAAAAUUCGCUGUAAAAGUGGCGAGGUGACUUCAGGUCACAGACAUUAGCAAUGGAUGUCAGAUUCCAGGACCCAGCUAAUCACGUGACGCAACCGUCAUAUUGAAGAAAUACCAGCGUCACCCAGGCUGGCGACCAUGGAGGCGUAAUGCUUUCAUAUUUCUGUAGUAUAUUUUAUUUUGCGCAUGAAGUUUGAUACAUUAUCUUAAAGCUUGAUUUAAAACACGGUUUUGGGCCGUUGUUAAUCUUACACCAUGUAGUGCUAGCAUAUUACCUCUAGCUACCUCCUAGCCCCCCCAGCCCCUCCCCGCUGCCCCACACCCAAUUUACCCCGUUUUAUUUCAAAAAGAAAUACCACUUGCGCCAAGUCUAGAAUCUUGAAAGAGAACUGAUGGGUGGCGACUUUCUGGGUUGUUUGAUUGUUGUCUUAGGUGAGACUGAGACAGGCAGUCUUAGUAAAGUGUAAUUUUUCAGGAGAUGCUACCGCUAAUGUACUAAGCUAAUAUGGCUGCUGCCUUGUGUGCUUCAAGGAGGGGCUGUGAUAACUCACAAUCCAGUUUUAAUCUUAGCUCAAAAUUCAAACAGUUGAAUUGCAUGCAUGUUUGUGUGUUCUCUCUGUGUAGUCUAGCUCUAUCUCAACAUGUGGCUCUAGAACUGAUGUGGAUUUUAAUAAAAAGUAAAACUGUCUUGAAUGUUUCCAGUUACUUUAGUCUUACAAAACAUACUAAGUUAUCCAUAAGUUGCGGACGUAUGGUAAAUUAGAAUUGAAAAUGUGAUUGUGGCUUUGUUCUCUUCCACAGCCACACCACCUGAACUGAAAGAAAUGAUGAGAUUCUGGACCGGAUGGGAAAAUCUGCCGUCGAGUCUGUCUGUGGAGAUUGUUCAUGGAAACUACCCAACAGCUGCCACUUGCUACUGCAGGAGUUACAAAUCUUUCAGUGUCUUACGUUCAUCUAGACUGCCAUGCCUGCAUUGGAGGUGAUCUGCAGCCUGAUUGGCUGGCUGUGCCUCUACCUGUUGUUCUGCUCCACCUUCUCUCACCGAGGGCCCGAGUGGAACUGCCGCCUGGUCACCUUGACCCAUGGCGUCAUCAUAGUGCUGCUGACGGCAUACGUUGUGUUUGUUGACGGUCCCUGGCCCUUCACACAUGCAGGUACAGAAAACACUGACCUCCAGAUAUUUGCCCUGGCAGUCUGCCUCGGCUACUUCUUCUUUGACCUGGGUUGGUGCGUGUGCUACCGGAGCGAGGGCCCAGUCAUGCUGGCGCAUCACGCCGCCAGCAUCGUGGGCAUCCUCCUGGCGCUGCUGAUGGGCGUGUCGGGCUGUGAGACCUGCGGGGUGAUCUUCGGCAGCGAGAUCACCAACCCGCUGCUGCAGAGCCGCUGGUUCCUCCGCCAGCUGGGACUCUACGACAGCCUGCUGGGCGACGCCGUGGACCUGCUCUUCAUCCUGCUGUUCGCCGCGGUGCGCGUCGGCCUGGGGACCGUCAUGUUUUAUUGCGAGCUCACUUCGCCCAGGACUUUGCUGAUAAUGAAGCUUGGCGGCGUGGUCAUGUAUCUGCUGGCCUGGGUGUUCAUGGUGGACAUCGCCAGGUUCGGCUACAAGAAGACCAGGGCCAAAUACAGGAAGUGGAUGGUGAACCGCGAGCUCAAAGAGACAAGCGAAGAAAAACCAGUUGGGCACGAAGAGUGAUUGAGAAGACUAACUCAACCGCUUUCACAUGUUUUUAACAGACGCUCCAUGAAUUUAUUUAUUUUAUCUGCGGUACAGUGGACUGCAACAUUUUUAAAGUCUGUGUAAAAACAAUUCUGAAAAACCUUGAUAAGUACAUUUAUUUUGCAAACUAAAUAAUGAUCUGACAGCGAGCAGAGCAUGCGCAUUAAGAGGUCCGACCUUUAGAGGAACUGCCAGCAGGGGGCGCAACUACAUACAUACUUUCCGAGGUGUAUGCGAACAUGUCAUCGCCCCCCCUGCUCCCUGACAUAAACUUGUAUAACUCAUUUUUAAUUAAAGUAUCAAUAAUAAUAAUUGUACAUAUAUGUGAAUAAAUUGUUGCCCUCAGGGCAAUUAAAAAAGAAUGAAACAAAAAACAGGGCAAUAUUUCAUAAUUUAAUAUAUAUUUGAGCCAAAGAGCCACUUCUGUUAGCCUGUGUCUAGAACCGCCUGUGAGCUGCAGGUCUGAGGCUUUUUGUUAGCAUGUUUUCUAUCAUUCUUAUAGCUUCAUAGGAAGCCUGAUCCAAACUGGCAACCCACAUUAAUAAAAUGGUGAAAUAAUAUUGACCACAAAACAAGGAGGGUUAGGGUGAGAACUGUCCAUAUAGUACCGUGGAAGAAAUGUUUGAAGGCUUGUGCAUGAAUCAAGAUGUAUUUGAAUCAGCAUAUAAACGAUUUAGUAGGAAUGGUGUUGAAAAGGCAAAUUAAAGAAAUCUGGAUUCAUCCAUAUAGUAGACCGCUGUUAAAAGCUUGGAAUGCAAAUAUUGAUAUCCAAUAUUGUGUUGAUGCAUAUGCAUGUUGUGUUUAUAUUGUAUCUUACAUGUCAAAGAUUUAACGUGAAAUUGGUUUUCUUCUAGGAAAUGGACAGAAAGAGAAGCAGCCAAAGAAGGAAAUGUUUGUGCUAAAGAAGCUUUAAAGAGAUUUGGUAGAGUCUAUUUGCAUAACCGUGAUGUUUGUGCUCAGGAAGCAGUGUAUAGACUCACCAACAUGCAUUUAAAGGAGUGUUCUCGGAGCGUUAUUUUUAUUCCAACUGGUGAUAAUAUUGUGAAAAUGAGUUUUCCCAUUUCUGUUUUGAGACAAAAGCUAGAUCACAGGAUCUUACCCCAAAAGACAUGUGGAUGACUGAGAUAGUCGACCGCUAUAAGAAUAGGCCGAAUGAUAAUGUGUUUAAUAAUAGGUGCCUGGUUAAGUUUGCUUCAGAUUAUAGCGUUUUGACAAAAAAUGAGAAAUGUAGAAAUGCAAUAAAGUUGAAUAAUGAC
Xiphophorus hellerii (green swordtail) is the source of this 3005-nucleotide messenger RNA. Its product is annotated as TLC domain-containing protein 5-like. Gene Ontology annotation, cellular component: membrane. NCBI's taxonomy places the organism in Eukaryota, Metazoa, Chordata, Actinopteri, Cyprinodontiformes, Poeciliidae. The record is from RefSeq and is a predicted model, not a curated record.